AUGAACACAAUCACAAGGCGCGGUCUGCGCACCGCCAGUCUGUACCAGCGGCUCGAUCCAACACUUUGUCAUUUAAGCAAGCCUCAAUCCAUCCUCUCGAAUUCCUCCCGGCCCAUAACGCACUCUCGCCGCCACGCCUCCUACAAAUCCUCGAAACCCACGAAGCUCUCCAGCCCUUCCACGCCAUCAACCCCCCAGACACAAGCAAACAGCAAGCUCCUCCCCAUCAACGGGCCUCUCUCAACCCUCCCUGCCCCCCUCACCCUCCCAACUCGAUCCCCCGACCAGAGCCUCCCCGCGCACCUCUUCGCCCUGGGAAAAAGCUACCUGAGCUUCUACAAGACGGGCGUAAAGAACAUCUACGCCAACCACCGCGCCUGCAAGCCGCUCUACGCCCUCCUCGCCGCCAAACACGCCUCCUCCAUCCCCGCGGCCGUGAGGGCCCACGCCCUCUCCCGCUCCGACUUCCAGCUCCUGUGCCGCGAGAAGCAUGACCUCAGACGGGUGCCGCUGUUCGCGCUCGUGUUGCUCGUGUGCGGCGAGUUCACCCCGCUGGUGGUCCUCGCCAUCACCGGCAUCGUACCCUGGACGUGUCGGAUCCCGAAGCAGAUCGACUCUGACCGGCAGAAGCUGGAGGAGCGGAGGAGGACCUCCUUCCGCAACCUCACCCACCGGAUGCCCGUCGAGAAGAGAGGGGAGGCGGUGACAAUGAAUCGCAUGCAGCUGCUGCACAUUUCAUGGAGCUUGGGCCUGAGUAGCAGCGCCUGGGACUUUCUGGGUGGGAAGCUGCCCGGGCUGCCAACGGGCGUGCUGCGGAGGAAGUGGGUGAGGCGGAGGGAGUAUCUGGAUACGGACGAUAUGCUGUUGCGGCGGGGCGGGCGUGCGGCGCUGAAGGAGUUGAGCGUGGAGGAGCUGAGGAUGGCUUGCGUAGACAGGGGCGUAGAUGUGCUGGGUAGGCCUGAGGAGGAUCUGAGGCGCGAUUUGGAGGCGUGGUUGAAGUGUGCCGAGAGGCUGUCGAUGGAGAGACUGGUGUUGACCAGGUGA
This is a messenger RNA of Drepanopeziza brunnea f. sp. 'multigermtubi' MB_m1, 1044 nucleotides long. RefSeq lists its product as uncharacterized. Gene Ontology annotation, biological process: intracellular monoatomic cation homeostasis. Gene Ontology annotation, cellular component: mitochondrial inner membrane. Gene Ontology annotation, molecular function: ribosome binding. NCBI's taxonomy places the organism in Eukaryota, Fungi, Ascomycota, Leotiomycetes, Helotiales, Drepanopezizaceae. The record is from RefSeq and is a predicted model, not a curated record.